GAAAAGGGAGUUCUAGCAGCCGGCCCUGUGGACGACGUCGGCGCCGCGCGAUAAUGCGGACGCCAUCAGCGCGCAAUAGCUAGCGGCGAGCGAGCGAGCGAUGCCGUCCUCUUCCCAACUCCCCUCCCAUGGCCAUGGCGGCCGUGUCGCGGCGUCACCUCCCUCCCUGACCCCCACCUCUAUAAAUACCGUCGCGCACCAAUGGCGGUCGCCACCAUUCAGUUCCAUUCCAGCCAUCGCAACAAGGCAGCUGCUAGCUAGCUAGUGCUGGUUACGUCCUCAUCUCCGAAGCUGAGGUGCAGGUAAGGUAGUGCGGCAGCAAGCGACGACAAUGGCGGCGGCGACCAACGGCGGGGCGCCCCUGGUGGUGUUCGACUUCGACAAGACCAUCGUCGACUGCGACAGCGACAACUGGGUCGUCGACGCGCUCGGCGCCACCGAACGCUUCGACGAACUCCUCCGCCACCUCCCCUGGAACCACGCCAUCGACGCGAUGAUGGGGGAGCUGCACGCGGCGGGCAGGACGGCGGAGGACGUGCGGGCCUGCCUCCGGGCGGCGCCGCUGUCCCCGCACGCCGCCGCGGCCAUCAGGGCCGCGCACGCGCGCGGGUGCGAGCUCCGGGUCCUCAGCGACGCCAACGCCUUCUUCAUCGACGCCGUCCUCGCGCACCACGGCCUCGCCGGCUACUUCUCCGGCACCGACACCAACCCGGCCAGCGUCGACGCCGCCGGCCGCCUCAGGAUCCGCCCCUACCACGAGUUCGCCGCCCCCGCCGCCGGCCACGGGUGCGCGCUCCCAUCCUGCCCGCCCAACAUGUGCAAGGGCAAGGUGAUGGAGAGGAUACUCCAAGAGGAAGAGGAAACGGCCGCCGCGGCGAGGCGGCCGAGGAGGGCCGUGGUGUACCUCGGCGACGGCCGGGGCGACUACUGCCCGUCGCUGAAGCUGCGCGAGGGCGACUACGUGAUGCCGCGGGCAGGGUACCCCGUGUGCGACCUCAUCGCGGCCUCGCCGCCGGCCGCCGCCGUGCGCGGGUGGGACGGAUUCGAGGACCUCGCCAGGGUGCUGCUCGGCAUCGUCGACGCCGAGAUCGCCCGCGGCGCGGCGGAGCAGGGCGAGGCCCCCGCCGCCACGUCGAACGUCGUCGUCGGCGCCGUCGUGCCGGACUGCCGCACGCUGCCGCUGCCGGCGCGUCAGGAGGCGGCGCUCCUCCCGCAGGCGGUCCGCGUGCCCAACUGAUCGGUGGGGCCAAGGCAGGCGUGCCAGCAAAUAACUCUACUCCACCCUGAACCCUCCAUUGAUUUACUUGGAGAUGACGCAGGGAUUCUGCCUGCAGCAUCUGCUGCUUCACCUCAAACUGAAAGCCUUUCAGUGUGUACCAUGAUAUAUAAUACUGUACCAUCCAGAGCCAAACAUGAGACAUGUUCUCAUGUUGUUCGUUUCUAAGAGCAUGUCUAUUGAAUAAGGAAGCAGGUGUUGCUGUAAUUUAACUGUAAUUUUGAGUGAGAUAAUCUGACAAAAUGGAAGCCUUGCUGUUGACAACUGGCUGCAUAUGUAGGUGUUAAAACAGCACAGAUAAUCUGUUUGAACUGUGUCUUCGUUCAAAAUGAAACAGCUGCUUUGUUCAACA
Molecule: messenger RNA, 1628 nt
Organism: Panicum virgatum (switchgrass)
Lineage: Eukaryota; Viridiplantae; Streptophyta; Magnoliopsida; Poales; Poaceae
Product: thiamine phosphate phosphatase-like protein
Exons: 3
Coding region: 332-1237 (301 amino acids)
Molecular function (GO): phosphatase activity
Source: RefSeq, a predicted model, not a curated record